AUGGCUGCCGCUGUAGCCAGUCCCUUCUCAAAUGGCAUCCAUAGAUCAAAGGAAACGACCUAUUAUCAAUCCUCCUCUGUUCAGGAGCGAAAGAAAACAGUGAAUGGUGGUCCUAGACCUAGGGAUCUCUCCGGGUGGACACUAUCUGGUGACAAAGCCAGAACACCAACUGCGAGCGGUUCUGCAAAGAUGGCAGAAACCGUGAGUCUGCUCAAGAGCCGUUGUGCGGAAGAGUUGGGCGCUGCCAUCUCCAACAAUAUUGUCAGUUCUCAUACACGACUCAUGGAAAAGAUCAGCCAGGAGCGUCUGCGAGCACUGCCAACUGAAGGCAGUGCUUGGGAUAAGGUGUUGGCCUGGGCUCAAUCCUUUGCUGAAAAGUUCAACGACUUCGACCAUGCCAUUGAACAGUUCACCGGCGGAAAUUAUGACGGUGCAGAAAUUGCUUUUGGCUAUUGUAUCUUGCUUCUCGACCUUGGCGACGAGAAUGCAGCGGCGCUUCAGGCUUCGUUCGGAUUCUUUUUCAAGUGCUCGCUGGAUCUCAUUGCAAUUCUGGACCGUGUGGAGCUCUUCAGUGCUUCUUUUGAUAUCAACGAGCAACUUGUUCUAGCCUAUGCUGAUCUUGUUACCCUCGUCUCGGACAUCGCUCUCCGAUUCUACCAGGCGAUCCGGGCUCCCAGUACUUCUGGUGUUUCGAUAGAUAUUUACGCCGUCUUUGCUGACACAAUAGAGAGCUUCCAAACCAGGAGGGACAAGAUUAUCGAGUCAAUGUGGAAAUAUCAGCUCUCCCAGUCGAAUGUUGAACUUGACUCCAUGCCGUCCAUCAAAACCCUGAGGUCAUGGCUUGCGGUCGAGGAUAGUGUCCUCAGAUAUAAAUCGGGUGACCAUACCACGCUUGUCAAUGAUCGACAGCAACUGACUUGUCUCUGGGUGCAACCGUAUCUCACUCGAUUCCUCAAUAGUGGACGAGAUGUACUUGCUAUUACUGGCUCUGCGGGCUCUGGCAAGACCGUUCUCGCCGGUACAAUCGUGGACACUGUGCAACGCAAUACUGCGAGGAAGUCAUACAGUGUCCUGUUCGUUCCCAUCAACGCUAGAGCGAAGUCGCAGGCAACAGGUCUGCAUGUCAUUCGUAGCCUUCUUUCUCAACUAUUUGAAAGUCGAGUUGGCAACGUCCAACUUUAUAAGAUCCUUUCCGAGACCUUUGAAGCGUCUUACAAGGCUUCCGAUGUGGAAAGUUAUGAAUCGCUUCUCUGGAAGGUGUUUGAAAGAGCCAUCGAAUCGACUUUGCCACAAGCUAAGGACACCCUAAUCAUUGUGGAUGGAAUUGAUGAGGUUUCGACUGAUCCAAAGGAAGCACAGAAUUUGCACAAACACUUGGUUGUUGCAUCAUCCAAACACGAGAAGGUUAAACUGAUCACUCUCUCACAACCAUCUUCGCUUGCUCCUAAGACGGCUGCUGAUGUACAAAUCACUUCUGAUCUUGUCUAUGAUGAUGUCUUCGCGGUGGUAUCUACACUUGUUCAAGACCACCACUAUCUACAACAAUUGUCUCGUAUCGAACAAGAGAUGAUCAUAGACCAGAUUGUUGAGAGCUCGAAAAGCAAUUUUCUCUGGUCUAAACUCGUGGCCAAAAUCUUGCUUAAGGAACCGUCUUUGGACAAGUUCCGUGAAGCUACAGCUGCGAUGAAGAAAAAUCCUAAGCCAAUUCAGGAUGUGAUUCGUGAUCAUCUCUCCUCCGCCAAUCUAUCCGAAGAGGGAAAGCGACUCUUGACCUGGCUUACCAUCUCGAAGCGUCCUCUGAGUGUUGAAGAACUGUCUCUCCUUCAUGGCAUUGACCCAAAGACAGGCUCCCUGAGCGGAAAUCGUAUUGACCCGCUUCAACUCUUGAAGCCUGUUGCCGCUCUCAUCUUCCUGCAAGAUGGUUUACUCUACCUCCGCCAUGCCUCCAUUCGCUCCCCACUUCUGUCCCACUUUGAGCAUAAUAGGCAGCAAACCUCCAUAAAGGAUUCUUCUCUAGAUCUCGUGCGCCGACUUUUGGUUUACCUCAGGGUCACCAUCAAAGAUCAAAAGGACCCAUCCUUCUCCCCUUUGACAUCCUCUCAAGCUGAUCAGAUCUUCAACCAACACUCCCUUGCAGAGUAUGCCAUUAGAUACUGGGUAAGCCAUUAUCUAGAGCUCCCAAACACUGCAAAAGAGUUUUCACAGGAAACACUGAAAGAGUUCAAUUCGAUCUUGCCAACCUCCCCAACAGUAUCGCUCCUAGAAAAGUUGGCGUGGAAGUGGCAGCCCGCUUCCAUACAGAUCUCAUGGCAUAGCACCUCACUCGACAUGUAUCGAAAGGUUUUCAACCACAACCAUCCAACAAUACUUCAGUCCACAAUUGUCCUGGCGAUCAUCUUCCAGACAGUGGGAAACACGCAGGAGGCAGCCAAACACUCGUAUCUUGCAACGCAGCUCAGUGUCACAAUUUUCUCUAUCACACACCCUCUGACCAUUCAAUGUGCAAAUAAGUUCUUAGACGUUACUAGCAUUCUAAAUUUUAGUACACGAUCUGAGACAGCAACGUACUUCGAAGAGGUCUUGACGAUCUUGAUUCAGAGCUAUACGAAGCAAUAUGGUGCUACCUCCGAAAUGGUGACACAAUAUCAGUAUCGGCUUGUUGAACUAUAUCGUUCUCUGAAAGAGGAGACAAAGGUCAUGGAACUGGAGCAGUCACUGCGUGGGCGUAGUUCACAAGGAGGACAAGAGGAACUCACUAGAAGAAAGACUGGCUCACUCGAUGUGCGCCUUAUGUUCCGCCAAGGAAAGGAAAGCAGCUACAAAAUGUGGAAUUGGGACGCUGAGAAUGAUUACGACGUCUCGUUUAAGUCGGAGACCCGCAAGAGCGUUACUGAACUCCUGGAACUAGCCCAAGCUUUCAUUUCCAAAGGUUCCACAGCCAAAGCUGAACAGUGCUAUGUUGAAGCUUGGUACUAUACAUCAUUACAACAAAGAACCAGUCAGUCACUAGAGAUUGAUGUGACCAGGAUCAAGCUCGUACUGACCUAUUCCCAAUUCUUGAGGUCUAUCAAGCGUGAAAGCGAGGCAACUGCAUUGCUGACUGGCAUCUGGGAGGAGUACAAAUCUUCCUCCGUUGCACUUUCAGAGCAUAUCAGCUCCCAUUUAUUCGAAAUUGGUCAAACAUUGCAGACGAUAGGAGCUGCCUCUGUUGCAAUUGAGAUCUUCAAGCAUCACUCUUCUGUCAUACGAUCUCACCACAGUAAAGAGAGUUCUGCCGUCGCCAAAGUCGAAGAGUGCCUGCAAGUGACACAAAGAGAACUCUUGAAACAAGUAUCCUCGUCAUCAGGUUCAGCCAGCCAUGUUUCACAGGAGGAAAUUGUAGAAAUCAUCACCAGCUUUCAGUCUUCCAAAUCAUCCCAGCUCGACAUAACUUCAACUUCUGCCGUCAAGCAAGUGGUGACUACCUACAUCGCGCAGAGACGCUGGAAGGAGGCUACCGUGGUCAUCAAACAGACACUGCGGGUGAUCUGGACAGGUUUCUUCGCAGCUUCGAUCGAGGAUGUAAAUUCCCCAGUUAGCAAUGCUGAAUUUGCUGUCGAACUUGCUGAUCAUCUCAUCACUGUUUAUGAAUCACGACUUCGCAUCUUGAAAGCCCAGGACUUGAGAGAGCGACUGUAUCGUGCUGUCAAGUCUACACGAAAGAUCGAAGAUCAUGUCGUCAAACACAAUCUCUCAGAGCUUCUCAGGUUGUAUGAGAAGACAAGGUCACGUGAUAGAACUAUCCAACUGUAUCGUGAUCUCCUUGAAGACUACAAGAAAGCUUAUGGAUCGUGCCAUCAAGAGACGCUCAAAAUACUCUGGAAACUCGCUCAUUUGAGCAGUCCAGAUCCAAUCUCCAUCGAUUACUAUCGGGAGAUUGUGGAGCUGUUAAGCAAAGAUUCUAAGGUUUGCCAUUCGGAUGCCAUUGAAGCCUUGGACAUCAUCUCCAGCCAUUACUGGAACGAGCGUCGCUACCGAGACGCAACCUGGGCUUACGGGCUUCUUUUUGCAACAUUUGUUCACAAGGGCAAAGAUCUCAAGCAGUUCAAGUCUACGACAUUCACCUCUACUGUUUAUACCAGAUACGUGGAAAGUCUAAAGGUUUCAAGUUUCAAGACCACUACUAUCUACGAGAUCACCAAACAAUAUGAAGAAACAUGCAUCACGGCAUUUGGCAUAGACAGCAACAUUAGUCACGAGGCAAUGCUCAGCCUAGCGAGGUUGUGCCAAUCGACCAAGCUCCACCAGGCUGAAGCGAUCUCGCUUUACGAGUCUCUCUUGAAAGAUAGUAAGGCUAUCGAGUAUCACUCGGAGUGUAAGGAGACUUUGAACGCCUUUUACGAGGAGAGAUCCCUUGAGGCCGCAAGAAACACUACUGUAUCUGCAUCUAGUGAACAAAUCGAUCACGCCGUUACCAUCAUCCGAAAGCGGAUGACUGAGAAUCGAAGUCAGUAUGGGUGGACACAUGAAGAGUCUCUGGAGCAGUUGAAGGAGAUCUCCUAUCUCUAUGCCAAGAGCUCCAAAAAGGAGGAAGCCAUCAAAGAGAUUACCGAAGCCACGAGUCACGUCGUCACUAGCGAGAAGAGUUCCAUCCUGCUAGUCAAGAGUGCACGUGCAAUCGCAUCUUCAUAUAUUGCAGUUGGUGAAACCCAUCGUGGACUGGAGAUGACUGAGGAACUACGCUGGCAGUUGAUCACGAAGGACUCUAGCAAUUCGAAGAAGUACAACAUCAAUAUCACCACUACUGACCGCUCUGUGGCCAUCUUCAUUGCGCAGUUGGCAUACAGUCUACGACAGGAUUCACUUGUUACUUUCAACGAGAUAUACUUGUCGAUCAUCACAGAAAUUGUGUACUAUGAAGACUUUCAGCGGUCGAUUCGAACUAAUGCUUCGGUCACGGAGGUCUUCUCGAUCGCCGCUCGACUGCAUUCUUUCUUGUGCCUUCACAAGCGCACCGUAACUCUAGUUCAUGUUGAAAAUGAGCUAGCCAGUUUCUUCUUACGCACAUCGGGCGACAAAGCCAAAGUUGGAGAUAUCGCUCAAGUCAAAAUCCUUGUCACGACCAUGCUUGAAUACCUCCACAGUCGUCAGAUCAAGAACUUCCUACACUCUGUCAAUCUCGCAAGCAUUGAACGUGUUCGCCACUUGCUGACGAAAGGACAGCAAAAGCAGGCUUGCGAUCUGUCGCAGACUGCCUUCCGCUAUUCUCAUGCUAACAGCUGGUAUAUCACCCCUGAUGCCAUCAAGCAUGGCUUAACCCUAGCUAUCCUUAUCGCCGACCUGGGUAAAUCGGGUCCGACACGCAAGGCUCAACUCGAGAUUGCUAGCAGCAUCGCCCGCCCUAUGCUGAAGGCAGCUCAUCAACAUAGCCUGAACCUUGCCUCGGUCCCUUUGCAAGAAAUCAACAGCAUAGUCCGUAUCCUUGGAGAUUCAAAAGAUUUUGAGACGCUUGAGUGGCUCCUCACCGCUCUAUGGGAUGCUCGUGAGACACAUCGCGCCUGGCGACCAGCCGUGGUUCUCAACUUGGGCAAGCGCCUGGCGAUUGCACGCUUCUUGCUCAACAAGCAGGACUUGGCUUUGAAUCUCGCCGCCGACAUCGCGUACAACCUGCGUCGAGUCUACGGCUCCGCCCACCUUGCUACUCUGGAAAUGAAUGUCUUCCUCAGUCAACUGUACGUCAGCACCGGCUUAUCACUACAAUCGACCAAGGGUGCUGGAGACCUUGCACGCCGCUAUUAUAAGCGAGCAAUUGGGGUACAUGAGAAUGUUCUGCGGUCACUCACACUUGAUCCUCUGGGCUUGAAUGAAGAUGACGAUGUCACUGUCCUGUCUUCGGAUCCCGAACCACUUGAUAUCUCGGGUGUUAUAAGCAAGGAUGCCACCCAGGGCACGUAUGCUAGGCGCCAUCUGACCCUGUUGCGCGCUGCGCUCGAACGCUUUGGUGACUAUCCCAAACCAUAUGCCGAGUACGAACAAAUGAAUGCAGAUGUGUUCCAUACUUUUGCUGAAGACUUGAGGGGAGUAGAAGGUGUGGAGAAAUGGAAUGUCAAGAAAUUUGGAAACGGCAAGGCUGGGAAUGAGGAAGGUGCCUUGGACGUCAAUAUCAAGGAUUGGGCUUUGCUCGAUGUACAUGAACAUACCAAUGGAACCAAUGGCCACUUGAAUGGGGUUGAUUGA
Molecule: messenger RNA, 6216 nt
Organism: Exophiala bonariae
Lineage: Eukaryota; Fungi; Ascomycota; Eurotiomycetes; Chaetothyriales; Herpotrichiellaceae
Exons: 2
Coding region: 1-6216 (2071 amino acids)
Molecular function (GO): protein binding
Source: RefSeq, a predicted model, not a curated record